CAGUUUUGAAUACAUGAACACAAAAGCAUAACCUCCCGGGGUCGGGAGUACUAUACACGCCAAUACGACUCGCUGAAAAUCUUCCCUGAAACUUCCCAUUUAAUAGGCCGCCCCUUUUCCUCCAUUUCUCUCUCCUUUUUUUCCUCCUUCGUCUCCCGCCACUUUCUUCUUCAUUUUUCCAGAAAUGUUGGAAUUCUUCGCUUGAACAUCUUGCAAUUUCUUGUUGCUCAAGCUUGUUUAGUUCUUCGAAAUUCAUAAAUUUUACCAAAUUUCAUCUGAUUCUUCAAUGGCAGCUGCUAAGCGCGCGAUUCAAUUCGGUGUAAAUUCGAGUAGGUUCUUCGCUAAUUCGAGAGGUUUUGCUGCUGUGGAUCCGCAGAUUACCCGAUUCAAUCAUAAUUUUCGGCAAUUCUGUCAGCUUCAAGCUCCCAACAAUAAUCGGCGUGGAUUGCUUGUCGAUACUUUAGCUCUGGUGAGGAAUUUGGAGGCACAAGGUGUUCCGGAGAAUCAGGCUGAGGCAAUUACAAAUUCAAUUGCUCAAGCUGUGGAUGUCAGCAUGGAAAAGAUGGAAAUGCUUCAGGAUUCAAACAUUUCCAGAUUCAAAGGUGAAGUAAAAACCUCUCAGGACCAUCAUUUUUCCUUGUUACAAAGACAGAAUGAAAAGCUUCACAAUGAUAUUGAAAUGCUGCGUAGUGAGCUGAGGUAUGAAUUUGACAAGAUAAUUAAUGCGGUGAAAGCUCAACUGGAAGCUGGAAAGGUAGAGAUGAUUAGAAUCUGGAUCGGUACCCUUGCCUCCACUGUUGCUGUUGGUCUUGCUAUCUUUCAACUUAUGGGCACUUAGCACAAUGGUUAUGGGCAUUUAGCAUCAAGUGUCACAUAUAUUUUAGGGCUGAAGUUUGGUGGAUCCAGAUUUUUUGCGGAUGUCCAAUUUUUUUUAUUUAUUAUUUAUUAUUUUUUUUAAAAUUAAUUAAUCAAAUUUAUAAUUUUUAUUG
This is a messenger RNA of Chenopodium quinoa (quinoa), 989 nucleotides long. RefSeq lists its product as uncharacterized. Lineage: Eukaryota; Viridiplantae; Streptophyta; Magnoliopsida; Caryophyllales; Amaranthaceae. The record is from RefSeq and is a predicted model, not a curated record. Gene Ontology annotation, cellular component: mitochondrion. The transcript is spliced from 6 exons. Bases 287 to 838 code for a protein of 183 amino acids.